UUUUUUUAUUGACUCACUUUGUUCCCAGAUGCAGUUAAUAUUUUCCUACUUGGCUGAGCUGGUCAUGCAUAGCAAGAUGCUGAGGACACUGUCUGUGGCUUUGGCAACCUCUGUGGAUUCAGCAAGUCAAAGUCCUCUUUCAAGAAGGGUGGGUCUAUUAUCUCCUCACACAGACUGUGAGCAGGACAUGUGUUUUACUGCCUCUUAACAUCACAACGGCAAACAGGUCAAAUGAAUAAAAAUCCCAGAUUUUAAAUGUGGUCUCAGACCUUUGGACCCCAUUCACAAUUAUGUUUCAUUCAGCUGUAUAAGGGUGUUCACACUUGGCAGGUUUGGUUUGAUUAAUACGAACUCUUGUGCGAUUGCUCUGUUAGUGCGGAUCAUUUGAACAAUUGUGAACGCUGCCAUCCGAACCUUGGUGCGCACCAAACAAGCGGACCGAGACCGCCUGAAUAGUGGGUCGUCUAAACGGACCAAAAACAGGAAGUAAUUUGCCUAAUGACCUCAAUCAUACCUGGUUCUUCUCAUCAUAGGAGCUAUGUUGCCCAUUACAGUUCAUCAGAACAGGCGUCAGAACUGCCGUCAGCUGUCUUUGCAGCAUAUUUUCAUUUGUGUAUGCAAUGGAGGAAUUCCUGGCGCUGUUUUGACUCCUUUACACAUUGUAUUAGCUCUUUGUUUGUUCUCAGCUGGUAAAAAUACCACCACAUAUACAUAUAUAAAUCCAACGAGCGCAUUUCGCCCUGAAGCCAGCAUUGUUUUGGAUGAUCGGCAAGUUCCGUAAAAAAAUAUACGUCAUAAAAGCUGUCCGAUCAGAUUGUGACUUUUUGAUUUGGUUCAGGUUCAGUGUUAAAAAUGCCAGUGUGAGCGCUAAGCGAACCAGGACUAAAUGUAUCACUUUAUUUUUUGGUCCGGACCAAGAGGACCAAGAGAACUGAACUACAAGUGUGAACACACCCUAAGACAACUGCUAAAACAAUCCAGUAAAGCCAUGGCAAUGCUCAGAGUGAUCUUCAUUAAAGACCGCUAGAGGGCCAAGCCUGUUUUACUGCCCUGUCUCAUAUUGGCUGACUGACCCUACACAGUGCCUCCACUUUUCACACUUCACUGAAACAUCCAGAUCUCCUCAAGGAAUCCCUAUGUGAGAUGAUCCUGUGUAGUCACAUGUCUUUUGCAGUGCUGUACUGCAUACUGUGGCUCACUGUGCCUGUCCUCCUGCGCUCUGAAUUCAAGGUGGCCUACGUUACCGAGCGCAGUGUGUACAUGUGCACGUGCGCGCAGGAUCUCAGCUUCUGUGAGAAAAUGAACUCCAACGAAUGCAACAACUGCAAGAACCAAUCGCUUGUGCUUCAGGAGGCUGAGAGCCCCAGCCCGGUGCAAAAGAAGCACCUGACGGUCUGGUACACCUCACCCCUUAACGUGGCCCUGCUGUUGAACAACUCAGAAGUUAGGCACCUGUCGUUGGUCCAGUGCAAGCCCACUGUUGACCAGCCUAUCUCAUUUGACUACUUCACAGUGCAGCGCCUGGAGACUCUAACAGUCACCUAUCCAUUCUGGAAGCCUGGCUGGGGUUAUAAUAUCACCAUAGGCAAGGACAGGGGUGCCCCAUACCAUGAGGAAGCGAGAAUCGCAAUCAUUCACACCUCUGUGUUGACUGGAAAAACAGAGCUAAAGUCCUACACUGUUCAAACCAAAGUGGACCACAACGGCAUGAUCUCCUUCCCAGACAUUUUCAUAACUCGCAAUGGGCUUUCGGAAAUGUCCAGGAUAUUUGUCACUUUUCUGUACUGAGAAGCCUUCGAAUAGACACAGUGUAGUGUUUUAUCAUUACAUACUUUUCAUGUUGCUACUAUCUACUAUGAUGCAACACAGUUGCUUUCGCCAGUAAACAAAUAACUGUUGUGCAUAGUUAGUAAUGCAUAUAAUUUAUAUGCAAUAGUAGUAAUGUAUAUAAUUAAUGUACAAAUACAUAAUUUAAUUCUAAAAUUCUAAAUUAGAUUUCAUCCUAAAAAAACGUGGUAACACUUUCUAUGAAGUCCAUUUUUAUAAUGCAUUAUGCAUUUAUAAUGUCUCAUAAUCCACUUUAUAAUAUGCCAUAACUUCUCAUUAAUUGUUGUAACCACAAUUAUAAUAUAUUAAAAUACUUUCCUAGUCAUAGUUAUACCUUAGAGUAUGUAGUAUAACAUGACCAACAUCCA
Molecule: messenger RNA, 2195 nt
Organism: Myxocyprinus asiaticus (Chinese sucker)
Lineage: Eukaryota; Metazoa; Chordata; Actinopteri; Cypriniformes; Catostomidae
Exons: 3
Coding region: 1144-1788 (214 amino acids)
Source: RefSeq, a predicted model, not a curated record